Pseudomyrmex gracilis is the source of this 1673-nucleotide messenger RNA. RefSeq names its product 26S proteasome non-ATPase regulatory subunit 5. Gene Ontology annotation, cellular component: cytosol. Gene Ontology annotation, biological process: proteasome assembly. The record is from RefSeq and is a predicted model, not a curated record. Bases 92 to 1600 code for a protein of 502 amino acids. The transcript is spliced from 2 exons. Lineage: Eukaryota; Metazoa; Arthropoda; Insecta; Hymenoptera; Formicidae.
ACAUUGCAACAAUCAAACUUGAUUAGCAAGUGAAACGCAUCUUUUGCUAAAAAGCAUCUUAAAAAAAAACAAACGUGUCAAUGAAUCGAUCAUGACGGAUUGGUAUCGAGAAAAGAUUUCGCGCUUGUGCGAAUUGAAUAACGCGGAGGAAAAGAGGGAGGUUUUGACGGACAUCAAAAUCAAAUUCAAUAACUUAAACAAUCGAGAUGCCGAACAAAUUGCUAGGAAUUUGGACUAUAGACCAUUCUAUUUACAGUUAACCUGUAACGAUAGAGAAAUAGUAGAGCAGAUAUGUGACGUUCUGGCCAUUCUGUUCAAUGUACUCGAACCUGGAGAAAUUUAUCAAAGAUACUUGGAUGAAUUUUUGACCUUGUUAACUAAUUCAAAUGCUAGCGUGAGAUUGCUCGUGUUACAUGAAUAUUUGCGUACAGCUUCGUAUCCGGAAAAACUUUCUCAAUUACUGGAAACCACUCUUCUAAUCUCGAUUAUAGAUCGAAUUGGCGACAACGAUUUAACGGUUGCCGAAUGCGCUAUGAGUUUAGUAGAAAAAAUUGGAAAAACUCCAAACGGUUUACAUGUUCUCUACAAAGGUGAACCUCUGAAAGCAUUCGCUAGGUUGUUGCAGAAAAAUACCAUUAGUUUUCGCGUUUACGAAGUUAUCGUGAACAUAGCCAAAAUGUCAAGAGAAGCUUUAGAAAUAUCAGCUCAAUCAGGUUUUUUGACCAGUUUAAUCGAUUUGUUGGAAAACGAGGAUAUACUGCUUCAGUUAAACGCCUUGGAGAUACUGACUCAAUUAGCUAUAUUCGAAGAAGGUCUUAGUUAUUUAGAACAGCAAGAAGUAUUGAGCAAAUUAGUUCAAAAGAUAGCUCAAGCCAAUGAGAAUCCUUUAUCAAAUCUACUGAUUCCCGGAUUAAUGAAAUUCUUUGGUAACGUCGCACGUCAUUGGCCCAGCGAAUUAUUUCUCAGAUAUCCCGUAAUAAUAUCCGCGCUAUUUGAGGUGAUAGACAGCGGAGAUCAGAAUAUCAUGGGAACAGCAUUGGACACAUUGGGAUUUGUAUCCGCGAGCGUUGAAGGUAAAUACGCGCUACAAGCUCUAGGGGACACAAUGAUCAGCGCUAUGAAGAAAAUCGCCGAAAUAGUGCAGAGAAUGCCUACCACUUUGAGAAUUCGCGGCCUGAAUAACUUAGCUCUUAUACUCGAAGUACAAGAAGUCAACCAAGAUAACAGGAUUUUGUCCCUGACAAAGCUGUGGUUCGACUCGAUGUGCGACGAUUCUUUGGGUAUGAUCGCGGCGAUAUGCAGACAACCGUUUGCAGAUAUCAGACAAGCUGGUUUAGAAGUACUAGCAGUCAUCGCCUCGCAAGUCUGGGGACAAGAGUACAUAUCUAAUUAUCCAGGAUUGACAGAGUUCCUCUUAGAUAGAAAUAUCGAAUCGUUUAAAGAGUGCAAAGACGCGAAAUACGAAAUCGUCAAGCGUCUGUCUCAGGCGGAGCGAGAUAUAUUCGAUGCGGAUACUAUGCAGAAAUUCAAGCAAUUUGUCAGCGAGGGUCCGUAUUUCAUUGACGUCAAUACAGAAGUAGCGAUAGAGGGAGCUUUGUAAAAACACAAAAGACAUUUGAUUUAUUUCCGCGCAUUAUAUUAUAUUCAAUAUUUAUAUCGUAUAAAUACAUGUA